Parnassius apollo (apollo) is the source of this 519-nucleotide messenger RNA. Lineage: Eukaryota; Metazoa; Arthropoda; Insecta; Lepidoptera; Papilionidae. The record is from the annotation of a GenBank genome assembly.
AUGAGUGACGCUCUAGAAGAAGUCGCGGAAAUGAAUAACGUGCUGACGGGCGAAUGCAGAAUACCUCAGGAGCUAAUUUUGGACGACAUCGAGAACUGCUGGCCGCGGUGGCAAAGAUUUAAACAAUCUUUUAACAUAUAUAUUUUGGCGGCCGGCUACGAGAAACUGGCGGUGACAAGGAAAUCGGCUAUCCUAUUAAAUUGCAUCGGCCAGCAAGCUCAGGAUUCAUACCUAAAUACACUGAAGACGGAAGACUCGAACAAGGCAGAACUACAGGAAGUUAUUAGGAUAUUUGACGAUUAUAUCAUACCGAAACAGAACGAAGUCAUAAAUAGUUACAAUUUUAAUAAGAGAAGUCAGGAAGGUGGAGAGUCGUUCGACUUUUUCUACACAUCUGUGAGGAAGCUAGCGGACAACUGUAAUUUUGCUGACCAAAAGAAAAGAAUGUUCCAGAAUAGAAUUGUUAUUGGAAUUCAAGACCGAAGGGUUCAGCAAAAGCUUCAUGAAAUCAAGGACUAA